Paramuricea clavata is the source of this 797-nucleotide messenger RNA. The record is from the annotation of a GenBank genome assembly. Lineage: Eukaryota; Metazoa; Cnidaria; Anthozoa; Malacalcyonacea; Plexauridae.
AUGCAAUCGUGUCUCCAAGUAAAUCGUUCCAAGUAAUGUUGACAACCCGCAACAACGUGUAUAGAAGUGAUUCAGGGCCUCUGAGAACAAGUUUCCUCUCUCUGAGGCAAGGUUCCUCACUCAGAGGACAAGGUUCCUCACUCUGAGGACAAGGUUCCCCACUCUGUGGACAAGGUUCCUCUCUCUGAUGACAAGGUUCCUCACUCUGAGAACAAGGUUCGUCACUCCGAGAACAAGGUUCGUCACUCUGAGGGGUUCUUCACUCUGAUAACAAGGUUCCUCACUCUCAGGACAAGUUUCCUCACUCUGAGGACAAGGUUCCUCACACUGAGGAAAAGGUUCCUCCCUCUGAGAACAAGUUUCCUCACUCUGAGGACAAGGUUCCUCACCCUGACGACAAGGUUCCUCACUCUGACGACAAGUUUCCUCACUCUGAGGACAAGGUUCCUCACUCUGAUGACAAGGUUCCUCACUCUGAGGACAAGGUUCGUCACUCCGAGGUCAAGGUUCCUCACUCUGAGGACAAGGUUCCUCACUCUGAGGUCAAGGUUCGUCACUCUAAGGACAAGGUUCCUCACUCUGAUGACAAGGUUCCUCACUCUCAGGACAAGGUUUGUCAGUCUGAGGACAAGUUUCCUCACUCUGAGGACAAGGUUCCUCACACUGAGGAAAAGGUUCCUCCUUCUGAGAACAAGUUUCGUCACUCUGAGGACAAGGUUCCUCACUCUGAGGACAAAGUUCCUCACUCUGAGGAGAAGGUUCCUCACUCUGAGGACAAGGUUCCUCACUCUGUUUAA